Messenger RNA from Sceloporus undulatus (fence lizard), 2009 nucleotides. It is a transcript of the gene DAZL, whose product is annotated as deleted in azoospermia like. The transcript is spliced from 11 exons. The record is from RefSeq and is a predicted model, not a curated record. Gene Ontology annotation, molecular function: mRNA 3'-UTR binding. NCBI's taxonomy places the organism in Eukaryota, Metazoa, Chordata, Lepidosauria, Squamata, Phrynosomatidae. The coding region runs from base 312 to 1184 and encodes 290 amino acids.
AGAAGCCCCGGCUGCUGGGUCCCUUUCCUCCUCUCCAGGGAAGGAGGGCUGGGUGUGGCGAGGAGGAGGCCUCGGGGAUCAUCCACUCGAGGCGGGGUCUUCCCAGCCUUUUCCCUUCAAAAAGGCGGCGGAGGGCCAACAACUAGGGUUGUGUUUUUGGGGGAGGGAGGGACGUUUUUGGGGUUGGGUUGUUACUAUUAUUAUUAUCAUCAUUACUAUCAUCAUCAUUUUUUAUUGUUGGGUUAGAGGGCCUUUUCAGUGGCUUUGUUUCUUUUUUACAAGGGAAGACUUUGGCCUCAACGCCUGUUAGGAUGUCUGCUGGAAAUCAAGAUGCUCAGAAUACAAGCAUUUCUCGGGAAGAAAACAUUCAGUUGCCUGCAACAAGCCAAGGAUAUGUUCUUCCUGAAGGGAAAAUCAUGCCAAAUACAAUUUUCGUGGGAGGAAUUGAUAUCAGGAUGGAUGAGACGGAAAUUCGGAACUUCUUUGGAAGAUAUGGCACGGUCAAAGAAGUGAAAAUAAUCACUGAUAGAACUGGUGUGUCCAAAGGGUAUGGAUUUGUAUCAUUUUUGGACAACGUAGAUGUACAGAAAAUAGUUGAAUCACAAAUCAACUUCCAUGGGAAGAAACUGAAACUAGGACCUGCAAUAAGGAAACACCCAAACUUAUGUGCCUAUCAUGUGCCACCCAGACCUGUGCUUAUUAAUUCACCCCCACCUCAGUUCCACAGUGUUUGGAGUAACCAAGAAACGUACAUGCAGCCUCCAGCCAUGAUGAGUCCUGUCACACAGUAUAUUCAGACAUAUCCUUAUGGUUCACCAGCUUUAUUAAUUCAUCAUCAAGUUCCUAUAGGAUACCAGCCAACUUAUAAUUAUCAGGUUCCACCACAGUGGCCUCCUGGAGAGCCAAGAAACUACAUUGUUCCUCCGGCUUACACUGCAGUGAAUUAUGGUGGUGAAAUAGAUACAGGAACUGACCAAGCAGAGUGUUCUAUGACUGACACUUCCCAAUCUUGUGCAAACAGUCCACAAAAGAAAUCUGUGGACCGAAGCAUACAGACAGUAGUAUCAUGUCUGUAUAAUCCAGACAGUCGAUUGAGGAACAAUAUUGUAACUCAAGAGGACUACCUUAAGGAGAAGAGAGCACAUCAUUUUAGAAGAAGCAGAGCUAUUCUUAAAACAGUUUGAUUUAAUGAGACUGACUUGAGAAGACCUGAAGUGCUUUUAUUCAUCAUAUAUUGUCUUUAUCUGUAGUUAAGAUAGAUGGCAAACACUGGACAAUUAUGGAGCCUGUUUGGCAAAUGUUCCUUGAAGUUACCGUUUGUUUGAAAUUUCUGUCUUGCCUGUUUCUAGACAUGUUUGAAUUCUGUGUUACUCUGAAAUGUUUGUAUGUUUUAUCUGUCUAAAUGUUUAAGUGUUCAAAUUUCUAACCAGAAAAUAUUCAGUUAAUAGUUGUUCUGAUAAUUUAUGUUUAAAGUUCUAUUUUAUUGCAUGUUGGCACUUAAAAGUUUUCUAACAUUUUAAUAUGUAUCUUCUCUAUUUACUCCCAGCUCACAUUUAAAAUAGAAGGGAUUUUUAUUUUUUUUGCUAAAGAUAUUUUUAAAACUGUACUUCAAUCAGGUGAAUAGAUAUACAUCCAGUUGCAUCUCAGUCUCAUAAAUACAUACAUACUCGGUACAGUAUUGCCAUAAAAAUCUAAUCAGUGAAAACUUCAUUCACUAGCUGCAUCUGCUGCUUAGUCUGUGAGUUUGAUAAACUGAUAGUUAAAAGUGUACUCAAGGAUGUAACUAAUAGUAUUAAUUGUAUUUGGUGAGCUGCACUUUUUUAUAUUCUGAGCACACUUGGCUAAUACCCAUAUCUUAAAAUUGUGGAAAGAACAAGUACUUUUCUGUGAUCUUAAGCUUUUUAAAACUGGUCACCAACUUUAAAUCAAAGAAUUUGGAAAACAGUUUAAUUAUGUAGACUUUAGUUUUCUAUCAGUAGAAUUCCACAAAUAAACUCUUUUAAAAUUGA